UCUUUUAUGUAGGCUACAGUUAAGUUUGUGUCUUGUUUAUGUUUUUUUAUUAAUAACAUAAACAAACAGGCAUCAAUCCAUCAAAACAUUAACAAAUUAAGAACUAAAUACAUCUAGCAGCACAGUAAUCAAAUAUAGAUAUACAAUAUAAUAGAUAUCAAUAUAAAAAUAAAACCGUAUAAAAUAUAUAAAACAAUACAUAACAAAUAAUAAUAAAAACACAAAAUAUAACCUUACAUUAACAGGAGGUUAAUCCAUACAUCAAGCAAUUUACAAAGUUUUGAGGCACUUUGGUUCCUUAACUGCUUAACAGACUUAAAAUAAAAUUUUGAAAUCAUUUUGAAAUGCAGCAUAACAUGGAGGAACUUUAAAGAAUCAAACUAUAUGAAAUAAAACUUAGCUACUACAAUCAAUAUAGGUUGUUUUGUAUAGCACCUUAAUCCUGGAAAACAAUCCCAGACUAAAAUUAAUAUUUGGGCUGUCUUAAUUGUAAAUAACUUGCGCUUCUUUUCAAUAAGAGGUGAUGUGUGACUUUUCAACCAGUAUAUCAGUAAUGGUCUAAGCUAUUACCAAAAUUAUAUAAAUGUAUAACACUCUACACAGAUAUUGGACAUUAAACAUCUUACAGUCAAUAUCUAUUGGGUCAGUUAAUUGUGUUUACAAUUCCAGGUUCACCAGUGAUUGUUUAACAGAAGCUGUUCCCCUCACUCGGCUGGACUUUACGACUGUGCUACCCCGUUUCCUUUCUCUGUACAUCAUGUCCUUUCUCAGUCCUCAAGACAUCUGUGCUGCAGCACAGGUGAGCUGGCACUGGAGGUUUCUGGCUGAGCAGGACUGUCUGUGGUUGCCCAAGUGCAUACGCCUGGGCUGGUUUCUUCCCUACAGUCCAUCAGAUCAUGAGUAUGGAGCCUGGAAAAGACAUUACGUGGCCUGUGCCGCCAGUUUGGAUAUUCUGACUCCACGGGAGGCAGCAGGUGUCUAUGGCACUUUAAAUGAGAGUUUGACUGCACCAGAGGAGCAGGAGGAGAGAUGGAGAGAGCUCAUGAUUAAACAAACAAUCAGAGACAAGAUAGCUGAACAUAAAAAGGCUGUUCUGAAGACGAGAAGGGCAUGGAUAAACACCAGUAAAUUGGGCACAUCAUUUACUGGAAGCAUUCACAAUCAACCAUUGACUCUUACUGCUGCUCUCGUUCAUAUAGGGGACAAGUGUCGUUUGAAAAACUCAUAUUCCAAUGUCGACACCAUAAAAUCACAGGAUGGUUUGACCAUAAGCAGAACUCUUGAGAACAUAUAUGCUUCCAGUUUGGUAAAAACUAUGAGUUUACCAUUCAAGCAGCCAGUCAGGUCCACCUACUGUCCUCUUCCUCACUUCCUGCUUGUGUCAUCCAAAGUUCCUGGAUAUGAACUGCUUCUGGCUGCAGUACACGCAUCUGUGGUGGUUUUGCCAUAUGACUUACAAGGAAUGACCUUGGAGGCUUUGCUCUCUCUGGCAGAAAGAGCUAUCCAGGGCAGAAUGCUACAAAGUGUUGGUAUUCUGGCAGAAGGAAACACAGACGAGGUCAUCCUUACACAAGGACUGAGUAUUACUGAAAAGACAGUGCUAAUGCCACGUGUCAGAGAGUUUUGGGAGAAGCUGUGUGGCUGGGUAGUUCCUGCUUCAGAAGGCGGGAGUCUAAACAUCUUUGCGCCCCUGGCGUCUUCUGUUGCAGGGAUGGAUCUGAUGAGGAAGUUAUCCUCUAUGACUGGUCUGAAUGUCAAAGCCCCCUCUGGGAUGUGUACUGGCUCCUACCAGCACAUUCUCAGUGAGUGGUCUGGGUCUAGUGACUUUCCUCCAUUGAUGUACCUCCAUGAAGCUCUUCUUCUGAGCUGGUGCAGGCAGGCUGAAUGGAUAGAGGAAGCUUGCAAAGAACUGCGGAAACACCUUGAGCCACAGCUGCACUUUCUGUGUCAAAAGAUCAAGGGCCGUAUCCUGGGUUUGUUCCUCUGGGAUCAUAUUAAGAUGCCCGUCAUCUCCAUUAAAUCUGAAAUCAUGGAAUGCUUGAUUCAGGGACUAGUAGCGUUGAUGAAUGAGUCCCCAGAUGAUGCUGUAGACUUCUUGGGACGCUUUUUACUAAAGAAAUCGAUCAAGGAUGGUCUGAAGGAAACAGAGCCACUGUUUCUUACAGAAAGGACUUCCUCUAACAUCAUUAAUCCCAUCCCAGAGUUUCCAAAGGGUUUUACAAGUGAUGCAGACAGACGCGGUGGCGUGUGCAAGGAGCUUUCAGAUAGCGAGAGAACUUACGUGAGGCAACUUCAAGCAGUGGCCACAGUUUACUACACUCCUCUCAGAGCUGCUCUGGACUCCAAUCGAGCCAUUAUCAGCUCUGUCAGUCUCAUCACAAUCUUCUGCCCCCUGCUGGACAUUUUGGAGGCAAACAAACUUUUUCUGACAGAACUUCAGGAGAGACUGCAGGAAUGGGGUCCAUUGCAGUGUGUGGGUGAUGUUUGUGUCAAAUUCUGCACCAAGCUACGGGCCUACACAAACUUUUUUAACAACUACCCGACCAUUCUGAAAACCAUAGACAAGUGCAGAGAGACGCAUCCUGUAUUCCGUGCGUUUCUGAAAAGACACGACUGGAGUGUUGCUACCAGAAUGCUGAGUCUUCAGGAGCUGUUUCUUGCACCGUCUGCACGAGUAGAGGAGUAUGGGACUUUGCUUCAGGCUUUAACUCUACAUACACCACCUGACCACCCUGACUACACACUGUUAUCAUCCGCGCUCAACACAAUCAUGACAUACAGGAACUUCAUCCACAAGUUGAAAACAAGUUUGAAUCAAGACCUUAAAAUCUUAGAGGUACAGAAUACAAUUCAAAGCUGCCCGAAUUUGUCAGAGGGGAGCAGAUAUUUGAUCACCACACAGGAAGUGGCAUUACUGACCUGCCUAAAUGGAGACAUCACUUCCUCUCUCAGGAUGUAUGAGCAUGUGAGUGACCUGGGAUUGUUUCUGUUUAAUGAUGCUUUAGUGCUGACUGAGAAGAGCGUGGCACAUUUACCAUUCAGUCUGGCAGCGAAAACAACUCACACCUUUCUGGCAUCGGUUGCACUGCAUUGUCUGAACCUCAAGGAAAUCACAGAUACAAAGUAUGUUCAGAACGCUUUUCAGCUGGAGAGCCCAAAGCGCCAAUGGAUUUGUGCUACAGACAGAGAAGAGGAGAAGAACAAGCUGAUGUCUGCCUUAUGCAGUGCUAUAAAUGCUGCUAUUACGCGUAACUGA
Molecule: messenger RNA, 3256 nt
Organism: Triplophysa rosa
Lineage: Eukaryota; Metazoa; Chordata; Actinopteri; Cypriniformes; Nemacheilidae
Product: epithelial cell-transforming sequence 2 oncogene-like
Exons: 19
Coding region: 584-3256 (890 amino acids)
Molecular function (GO): protein binding; guanyl-nucleotide exchange factor activity
Source: RefSeq, a predicted model, not a curated record